Arvicanthis niloticus (Nile rat) is the source of this 736-nucleotide messenger RNA. It is a transcript of the gene Pttg1, whose product is annotated as PTTG1 regulator of sister chromatid separation, securin. The record is from RefSeq and is a predicted model, not a curated record. NCBI's taxonomy places the organism in Eukaryota, Metazoa, Chordata, Mammalia, Rodentia, Muridae. Gene Ontology annotation, cellular component: nucleus; cytoplasm. Gene Ontology annotation, biological process: chromosome organization; homologous chromosome segregation.
CGCGAGUUGUAUUUUAAACUGCGGUGUGCGGGGGUCGUUGGUGGCUCAGUCUUGGAGUAAUCCAGGAUGGCUACUCUGAUCUUUGUUGACAAGGAUAAUGAAGAGCCAGGCAGCUGUUUGGCAUCUAAGGAUGGGUUGAAGCUGGGCUCUGGUGUCAAAGCCUUAGAUAGGAAAUUGCAGGUUUCAGCGCCUCGAGUUGGCAAAGUGUUCAACGCUCCAGCCUUGCCUAAAGCCAGCAGAAAGGCUUUGGGUACUGUCAACAGAGUUACCGAAAAGCCAGUGAAGGCUGGUAAACCCCUCCAACCCAAACAGCCAACCUUGACUGUGACAAAGAUCACCGAGAAGUCUACUAAGACACAAGGCUGUGUCCCUGCUCCUGAUGAUGCCUACCCAGAAAUAGAAAAGUUCUUCCCCUUCAAUCCUCUAGAUUUUGAGAGUUUUGACGUGCCUGAGGAGCACCAGAUCUCACUUCUCCCCUUGAAUGGAGUGCCUCUCCUGAUCCUGAAUGAAGACAGAGGGCUUGAGCAGCUGCCGCACCUGGACCCCCCUACUCCUCUGAAGACACCCUUUCUACCAUGGGAGUCUGAUCUGCCACAGUCUCCUUCCAGUGCCUUCUCCAGUCUGGAUAUUGAAUUGCCGCCUGUUUGUUACGAUGCAGAUAUUUAAGCCUCUUACUCCUUUAUAGUUUAUAUAUGUAGUAUUAAUAAAGCAUUUGUGCAUAUGUUCAGAACGUGAA